Lolium rigidum is the source of this 756-nucleotide messenger RNA. Its product is annotated as CASP-like protein 5B1. Bases 1 to 465 code for a protein of 154 amino acids. The transcript has 3 exons. Gene Ontology annotation, cellular component: membrane. NCBI's taxonomy places the organism in Eukaryota, Viridiplantae, Streptophyta, Magnoliopsida, Poales, Poaceae. The record is from RefSeq and is a predicted model, not a curated record.
AUGAGGGAGCUGGCCGGGAGCCCCGGGUCGUGCAGCGGCCUGGCGCUGCGGCUGGGCCAGUUCCUCUUCGCCGCCGGGUCCGUCUGCGUCAUGGCCUCCGCGGUCGGCUUCGCCAACUACACCGCCUUCUGCUACUUGAUUGCGUCAAUGGGACUACAAGCACUCUGGAGCUUAGGACUUGCGUGUCUUGAUGGCUAUGCUUUGAGAAUGAAAAAAGAUCUCCAGAGUUCUGUUCUUGUGAGCUUAUUUGUUGUUGGCGAUUGGGUAACGUCGAUCCUUUCGUUCGCUGCUUCAUGCUCUGCAGGAGGUGUUGUUGUUCUCUUCGAUAGGGAUGCAUUCUUCUGCAGCAGGGAUCCACACCUCCCCUGUGGGGCAUUUGAGCUCGCCACAGCGUUUGCUUUCCUUUCUUGGGCGCUUAGCGCUACAUCUGCCCUUGUAAUGUUUUGGCUCCUCGCUUCACCUUGAAUAGGUCUGUAUGAAGCUCCAUGUGUGCCUAGUGCUGUUUGGUCCAUCCGGUUGUAUACCAACUGUUUUUCGAAGCAGACUACAUAGAAAAAGACUGCAUAUUUCAGAGAUGUGCAACGGCGGCAAGUUUCAUGAACUCUUAUCUCUCCAGGAAUUAAGUGAAUGGAACAUGGGUGGGGAAACUGUGCUUGCAGUGCUAAAACAUAUAUGCCUUGCUUCAAGCUUCGAAAUGAGUAAAUCUUUGUCAUGCUUCGAUGUAAAGGCAAAAGAUAAACUGGUUCCUAAUAUGUA